AAAUAAUAAAUCUUUUAUAUAUUAUUUAAUCCAAAUGGCAGAGAAUGUAUAGAUACUUUCUAAAUAUUUUUAUAGUUUGAAUUAGCAGCAGAAGAAGUUAAAUCAUUCGUUGAUAAAUUGAAUGAUCAAACUAAAUUAUAGAUCUAUGGAUUAUACAAGUAAGCAACAGUUGGUGAUAUUAAUAUUCGUAAUAAUUUAUCUUAUCCCUCUUUAGCCAAACCAGGAAUGUUCGAUUAAAAGGGCAAAGCAAAAUGGGAAGCUUGGAAUGCCAAUACUGGAAAGUCCAAAGAAUAAGCCAAAGCUGAAUAUGUUUAAGUUGUUAAAGCCAAUGCCCCAGCUGACAUUGCAAAAAACUUAUGAGAGUGUGAAAAUGAUAAUAUCAUAAUCAAUUUUACAGAAAUAUAUUUAACUCUAAAAAACAAG
This is a messenger RNA of Paramecium sonneborni, 423 nucleotides long. NCBI's taxonomy places the organism in Eukaryota, Ciliophora, Oligohymenophorea, Peniculida, Parameciidae. The record is from the annotation of a GenBank genome assembly.